This is a messenger RNA of Hippoglossus stenolepis (Pacific halibut), 1940 nucleotides long. It is a transcript of the gene asnsd1, whose product is annotated as asparagine synthetase domain containing 1. Bases 1 to 1809 code for a protein of 602 amino acids. Gene Ontology annotation, molecular function: asparagine synthase (glutamine-hydrolyzing) activity. The record is from RefSeq and is a predicted model, not a curated record. The transcript is spliced from 3 exons. Lineage: Eukaryota; Metazoa; Chordata; Actinopteri; Pleuronectiformes; Pleuronectidae.
AUGUGUGGCAUCUUUUGUCUGCUGAGUCUGUCACCUGCUCACUUUGAGUGGGACAAAACAGUUUAUGAACAUUUGAAGAGAAGAGGGCCCGACUGGAGCCAGGACCUCACAGUUACAGGCAGGGAUCCUUGUUACCAGUGUUUAUUCUCUGCCCACGUCCUUCACAUGAGAGGUGUCCUCACCCCUCAGCCACUGCAAGACAACAUUGGAAAUGUGCUGGUGUGGAAUGGGGAGAUUUUUGGUGGCCUGCCAGUGAAGCCAUCGGAGAAUGACACUGUUGUUGUGUCUCAGUCACUGUUGUCCUGCAGCAGCCCCUCAGAGAUCCUGUCAGUCCUGUCCAGUGUGAGGGGACCAUGGGGGUUUGUUUACUACCAAAAGGCUGGAGACUACCUGUGGUUUGGCAGAGACUUCUUUGGCAGGCGGAGUUUGCUGUGGAGAUUUGAUGCAGGGGUUCUGACCCUGACAUCUGUGGCGGCUCACGAUCCUGGGCUGGAUCAGGUUUCUUGGCAAGAGGUCCCAGCAGUUGGUGUUUACAGGAUUGACCUGAAGGCAGCUACAGAGGCCGGCACUGUGACGUUUGAGGUUUAUCCUUGGGCUACCUCUUGCAGUGACACUAUACUGGAGUCUGUUCCCAGUGGCUGCACUGCUGUGAUGAACCAAUCAGGACUGGUGCUCACCUCACCUGUGUGCCCUCUAAAUAUGUCCAUCCCAAAGUCAUUAAAUGAGGCAGAUGCUCAGUCAAACUCAGAUUCAUCUGUCAAAGAUCUGCAGCAGCUGCUUGCAAGCAAAGAGGGAAAUUAUGAGGUGAGUCGUCUUAUUGAUGUUCUGAGUGAGGCGUUGAGGCGACGUGUCCAGAGUCUGCCGAUUGAGGACGAGGCAGCUAAUAGUGACCAGGCCAGCAUCGCUCUACUUUUCUCUGGAGGUAUCGAUUCUAUGAUUCUGGCUGUAUUGGCCGACCGUCACAUACCUGCCCAUCAGCCAAUAGAUCUUCUCAAUGUAGCAUUCAAACUACAGGAGCCAAAGAAGCAGAAGGACUCAGCAAAGAAUGUCAAGAAGCACAAAAAUAAGCCAAACGACAAUAAGACUGACGGAGCUGGUUCCCGAACAUUCAGCCCCUUUGACGUUCCAGACCGAAUCACUGGGAAAGCAGGUCUCAAGGAAUUACAAGACCUGAAUCCUGAGAGAAGAUGGAAUUUUGUUGAAAUCAAUAUUACGCAAGAGGAGCUGCAGAAAAUGCGCCAGGAACGCAUCGGUCAUUUGGUGCAUCCGCUGGAUACGGUCCUUGAUGACAGCAUUGGAUGUGCUGUGUGGUUUGCAGCAAGAGGGACAGGGUUCAUCACGGAGGACAAAGACCAGAGACCUUUCUCCUCAUCAUCUAAGGUCAUUUUAACAGGAAUCGGCGCAGAUGAGCAGUUGGCCGGUUACUCCAGACACAGAGUCCGCUUUAAGACAUCUGGACAUGAGGGACUGAUCCAGGAGUUAGCCAUGGAGCUGGGCAGGAUCCCCUCCAGGAAUUUGGGCAGAGAUGACAGAGUUAUAGGGGACCAUGGGAAGGAGGCGAGAUUUCCGUUCUUGGACGAGGACGUGGUGAGCCACCUGAAUUCUCUGCCUGUGUGGGAGAAGGCAGAUCUGUCACUUCCUCGAGGUGUCGGGGAGAAACUCCUCUUGAGACUGACGGCGAGACAGCUCGGCCUCCGUCAGUCGGCAGUCCUGCCGAAAAGAGCCAUGCAAUUCGGCUCCCGCAUCGCAAAGAUGGAGAACAGUCGUGAAAAGGCCUCUGACAAGUGCAGCAGACUCCUCACUGGUUAGAGAAAUCACGGGUUGUGAGGAAUGAUUUUAAUUAAAUUCACAGUUCUUGUUUUCCUGUUACAGAUUCUUGACCAUAAUUUCACCAGCAGGGAAUAAUAAACGUGAUGGUUUUUACACCAUGUAAGACUUUG